Arabidopsis arenosa is the source of this 9889-nucleotide messenger RNA. The record is from the annotation of a GenBank genome assembly. Lineage: Eukaryota; Viridiplantae; Streptophyta; Magnoliopsida; Brassicales; Brassicaceae.
GAAGCCAGAGCUUUUAUUUGCCUUCCAUGUCCGUUUAUGUUUAUUUAUACAUGCGUUGUUGUUAAUCUCUCAAAACUUGGGAAUUGUAGUGUUUUGAUAUAUCUUAAGAAGUAAAGAAUUAUGGAGAGUCUUUGUCGGGUUUUGGUGGCGGUAUUAGGAACCUUGGCAAUUAUUCAUCUUGUUCAAGCUCAGGGUCAACAAGGCUUCAUCAGUUUGGAUUGCGGGCUACCCGUGAAUGAACUGUCUCCUUAUGAUGAGCCGAGGACCGGUUUACGGUUCUUAUCUGACGAAAAGUUCAUCCAAAGCGGAAAAGCUGGCCGAAUCCAACCAAAUACUGAAGCAUACCUGAAGCCAUACGAGACGCUGAGAUAUUUUCCAGAUGGAAUUCGGAAUUGCUACAAUCUAAACGUUGAGAAGGGAAUGACACAUUUGAUCAGGGCUUACUUUAUCUAUGGAAAUUAUGAUGGUCUUGACAUUAAACCAAAGUUUGAUCUCUAUCUUGGACCUAAUCCAUGGACCACCAUAGAUUUGCAAACACAAGUGAAUGGUACACGGGCUGAGAUCUUGCACAUUCCAAUAUCAAACUCAUUGCAGGUUUGUCUUGUUAAGACCGGGACGACUAAUCCGCUAAUAACCACCUUGGAGAUACGGCCUAUGGGAAAUGACACUUACAUUACUAAGUCUGGUUCUCUGAAUCUUUUCUUUCGGGUAUACCUUAGCAAAUCAGACGGUUACCUAAGGUACCGAAAUGAUGUCUAUGAUCGUGUAUGGACUUCGUUUUCAAGGAAUGAAUGGACCCACAUUUCCACCACUCUGGAAGUGAGCAAUUCAAACAAAUAUUUUCCACCAAAAGAAGCACUCAAAACUGCUGCAACACCUACUAAUUCCAGUGCACCAUUGACGAUGGAAUGGAGUUCGAGUAAUGUUAAUAACCAAUAUUACUUGUAUGCACAUUUUGCUGAGAUCCAAGAGUUGCAGACCAACGAUACAAGGGAAUUUAACAUGGUUUGGAAUGGACAAGUCAUCUCCGACCCUAUAAUUCCUCCAAAAUUCAAUAUAUAUACUAUCUUUAGCCUGUCACCAAGUACUUGUGAAGGAGGAAAAUGCAGUUUUCAGCUGAGAAGAACCAACAGAUCAACUCUUCCACCUUUGCUUAACGCUUUUGAGGUCUACACAGUUAUCCAGUUUCCGCAGAUCGAAACAAAUGAAAACGACGUGGUUGCCGUCCGAGACAUCAAAACCACCUAUGAAAUUAGUAGAAAUAGCUGGCAAGGAGAUCCAUGUGUCCCUCGGCAGUUUAUGUGGGACGGAUUAAACUGCAGUAACACUGAUACGUCUACACCAAGAAUCACUUAUUUAAACUUGUCUUCAAGUGGUCUAACUGGAUCCAUAGCUGCUGCCAUUCAAAAUCUUACGCAACUAGAAAAACUAAACAUAAGCUGGAACAAUCUUAAUGGUUCAAUUCCUCAGGCUCUUCGAAGAAAAGGACUGGAAUUAUUUCCUCAAGGGAACCCUAGGCUUUGUCUCUCUGGUUCAUGCCUACCAUCCAAACGCAAACCAUUUCCAGUGGCAAUUGUUGCAUCAGUUGCUUCGGUGGCCAGUAUUAUUAUUGCUGUCUUGGUUCUUAUUUUUGUUUUCAGAAAGAAAAAGCCGUCAACUGUGGGAGCUCUACAACGGCCACCUAGUAUAUCGCCAGCGGUGAAUGUUACAUAUCCUAAUUCACCUGAACCAUCAAUCCAAACGAAUAAGAGGAGGUUUACUUAUUCAGAGGUCACUGAUAUGACAAAAAACUUCCAAAGAGUUGUUGGGGAAGGAGGAUUUGGUAUUGUGUAUCACGGUACUCUUAAUGGAAAUGCACAAGUAGCUGUUAAAGUACUCUCUCAGUCAUCAACUCAAGGCUACAAGCAAUUCAAGGCAGAAGUUGAUCUUCUUAUGAGAGUUCACCAUACAAAUUUGGUUAGCCUGGUUGGAUAUUGUGGCGAAGGAGAUCACUUGGCUCUCAUCUACGAGUUUGUGCCCAAUGGAAACUUAAGACAACAUCUGUCAGGAACACGAGGCAGAUCCAAUAUCAACUGGGGUAUUCGACUACGAAUAGCUGUGGAGGCUGCACUAGGAACCCCUGGUUACCUUGAUCCGGAAGGUCUCAUCGUCAUCGCCGUCCUUCUCACGACGGGAGGUUUCGCUGCCGUGUAUGGCCGAUUUUUGGCCGGAGAGUUCUCACAUUCGUCCUCCUCACAACAGUUAUUGGGCCGGUCGACGCCGGCUGAAAGAGAUGGCUCUCAAAAUUCUCUCAGAUUCAUGGCCGGAAGAAUUAUGGGAAGUCCUCGUCCGCUUUUGCUUCUCCUAUCAGGAGUUUUUGCCAUCAUUUGUAUUGUUCAAGCUCAGGAUCAACAAGGGUUCAUCAGUUUGGAUUGCGGGUUACCCGUGAGUGAAAUGUCUCCUUAUAUCGAGCCAUCAACCGGACUACAGUUCUCGUCUGAUGCUAAGUUCAUCCAAACUGGUAAAAUUAGUAAAAUUGAGGCGAAUCUGGAGAGUGCUUACCUGACGCCCUACAUGAGUCUGAGAUAUUUUCCGGAUGGGAUACGGAACUGCUAUAGUCUGAGUGUUGACGUGCAUAGGAAACAUUUGAUCAGGGCUAUGUUUGUUUAUGGAAAUUACGAUGGUCUCAACUCUAAUCCGAAAUUUGACCUGCAUUUAGGCCCUAAUCCGUGGGCAACAAUAAAUUUGCAAGCGUCUGUGAAUGGUACAGUGCAGGAGAUCAUUCACACCCCAACAUCAAACUCAUUGCAGAUUUGUCUUGUUAAGACAGGGACAACUACACCAAUGAUCUCAGCCUUGGAGUUACGGCCGUUGGGAAAUAAUUCUUACCCCACACAGUCAGGUUCCCUAAAUCUUUUCUUUCGGAUGUAUGUCAACAAGGCAGAUGACUUUCUACGGUACCCAGAUGAUGUAUAUGAUCGCAGAUGGUUUGAUUUUUUCUUGAAGAGUUGGACCGAGAUUUCCACGACCCUCAAAGUGAGCAAUGAUAACGAAUAUGAUCCACCAAAAAAGGCACUUGCAACAGCUGCCACGCCCUCCAAUGCCAGCGCACCAUUGACAAUCAGUUGGACACCAGUUAAUCCUGGUGACGAAUACUACUUGUACAGCCACUUCGCUGAGAUACAAGAUUUACAGACCAAUGAUACCAGGGAAUUUGAAUUGUUCUGGAAUGGAGCUGUUAUUAGCAAACCUUUCAUUCCUUCAAAGUUAGCGGUAGAUACUCACCUGGAUAUUUCUCCAAGGACUUGCAAAGGAGGGAAAUGCAUUUACCAGCUAAUUAAAACCGCAAGAUCAACUCUUCCUCCUCUACUUAACGCGCUUGAAGUCUAUACAGUAAUCCAAUUUCCACAAUCGGAAACAAAUGAAAAUGAUGUGGUUGCUGUAAAGAAUAUCGAAGCUGCCUAUAAAUUGAGUAGAAUCAGGUGGCAAGGAGAUCCUUGCGUCCCUCAACAGUAUGUGUGGGAUGGUUUGAACUGUAGCAACACAGAUAUUUCUACGCCUCCAAGAAUAACAUCCUUAAACUUGUCUUCAAGCGGGUUAACUGGAACCAUAGCGGCUGCUAUUCAAAACCUUACACAGCUAGAAAAACUGGACUUAUCAAAUAACAAAUUGACUGGAGUGGUGCCUGAAUUUCUAGCCCAGAUGAAAUCUUUGUUGAUCAUAAACUUAAGCGGGAACGAUCUUAAUGGUCCGCUUCCGCAAGCUCUUCAAAGAAAAGGACUAGAGUUACUAGUCCAAGGAAACCCAAGGCUUUGUCUCUCUGGCUCCUGCACAGAAAACUCCAAGAAGAAAUUUCCUGUCGUAAUUGUUGCAUCAGUUGCUUCUGUGGCCAUAAUCGUUGCUGUGUUGGUUCUUAUUUUUGUUCUCAAUAAGAAAAAGCCGUCAACUGUGGAAGUGAUUGAUACAUAUGCUAUUUCAUCUGAACCAUCAAUCGGGACAAAGAAGAGAAGGUUUACUUAUUCAGAGGUUAUGAAAAUGACGAAUAAUUUCCAAAGAGUAGUAGGGGAAGGAGGAUUUGGACUCGUGUGUCAUGGUACUAUAAAUGGUUCCAAACAGGUAGCUGUUAAAGUCCUCUCUCAGUCAUCAAGUCAAGGCUAUAAGCAUUUUAAGGCAGAGGUCGAUCUUCUUCUAAGAGUUCACCAUACAAAUUUGGUGAGCCUCGUUGGAUAUUGCGACGAAGGAGAUCACUUGGCUCUUAUCUACGAGUUUAUGCCCAAUGGAGACUUAAGAGAACAUCUAUCCGGAAAACGCAGUGGGUCCUUUAUCAACUGGGGCAAUCGGCUACGAAUAGCUCUAGAUGCUGCACUUGGAACUUUCGCCAUUCUCCACCUUGUUCAAGCUCAAGAUCAACAAGGGUUCAUCAGUUUGGAUUGCGGGCUACCUGAUACGGAACUGUCUCCUUAUACUGAGUCAAUAACCAGACUAAAGUUCUCAUCAGAUGCAAAGUUCAUCAAAACUGGAAAAAUUGGUAAAAUCCAGGCAAAUCUUGACUACCUGGAGCCAUACACGAGGUUGAGAUAUUUUCCAGAUGGGAUGCGGAACUGUUACACCCUGAGUGUUGAUAAGGACAUUACAUAUGUGAUCAGGGCUACGUUUGUUUAUGGAAAUUACGAUGGUUUAAACGCUUACCCGCAAUUUGAUCUGCAUCUAGGCCCUAAUCCAUGGCAAACAAUAGAUUUGAAAAAAAAAGUGAAUGGUACAGUGGCGGAGAUCCUUCAUAUUCCAACAUCAAGCUCAUUGCAGAUUUGUCUCGUUAAGAUAGGGACGACUACACCGAUUAUUUCAGCCUUGGAAUUACGACCGUUGGCAAAUAAUUCGUAUGUAACAGAGCCAGGUUCCCUGAAGCUUUUCUCUCGGAUUUAUCUCAACGAGGCAGAAGAUGAAUCUCUACGGUACCCAGAUGAUAGCUAUGAUCGCCGAUGGUUUUCGUUUUUUAAGACGUCUUGGACUCAGGUUUCCACCAGUCGUACUGUCGAAAUUAGUAACGUAUGUUAUCCACCGAAAGUUGCACUAAAAACGGCUGCUGUUCCUACCAAUUCUAGUGAGCCAUUGAUGAUUAAUUGGCGUUCAGAUAAUCCUAGUGACCUAUACUACGUGUACAACCACUUCGCCGAGAUACAAGAUUUAGGUAGCAAUGAGACCAGGGAAUUUGACAUGUUCUGGGAUGGACGUAAUGUUGGUGAAGUUCUCAUUCCUUCAAAGUUAAAGUUACUUACUUUGCAGUCACUGGGUCCAUGGCCUUGUAAUGAAGGCAGAUGCAUUAUUCAGUUGGUAAGAACCCCGAGAUCAACUCUUCCUCCUAUACUUAACGCUCUUGAAGUUUUCACAGUUAUCGAGUUUCCACAAUCGGAAACAAAUGAAAAUGACGUGGUUGCUGUAAAAAACAUCAAAGCAACGUAUGGAUUGAGUAGAAUUACCUGGCAAGGAGAUGGAGAUCCAUGCGUCCCUCAAGAGUAUGCAUGGGACGGUUUGAACUGUACCAAUAUCGAUAAGUCUACACCACCAAGAAUCACUUCCUUAAACUUGUCUUCAAGCGGGAUAAAUGGAUCCAUAGCAGCUGGCAUUCAAAACCUUACGCUGCUAGAAAAACUGGACUUGUCGAAUAAUAAUUUGACUGGAGGGGUGCCGGAAUUUCUAGGCAACAUGAACUCGUUGUUAUUCAUAAACUUAAGCGGGAACGAUCUUAAUGGCCCAAUUCCUCAAUCUCUCCAAAGGAAAGAACCAGGACUAGAAUUACUUCUUCAAGGAAAUCCAAGGCUUUUCCCUUCUGUUUCACCCCCAAAACCACCUAAAAAGAAAUUUCCACUGACAAUUGUUGUAGCAGUUGCUUUUGUGGCCAUCAUCAUUGUUGCGUUGAUCAUUUUUCUUUUUCUCAGAAAGAAAAAGCCAUCGACUACGGAAGCUCUACAAACACCAAGUACCCCACCAAUGAAUGUUACAUAUGACAAUUCACCUGAACCAUCAAUCGAAACGAAAAAGAGAAGGUUCACUUAUUCAGAGGUUAUGAAAAUGACGAACAACUUCCAAAGAGUAUUAGGAGAAGGUGGAUUCGGUAUUGUCUGUCAUGGUAUUCUAAAUGGUUCAGAACAGGUAGCUGUUAAAGUGCUCUCUCAAUCAUCAACUCAAGGGUAUAAGCAGUUCAAGGCAGAGGUUGAUCUUCUUCUUAGAGUUCACCAUACAAAUCUGAUUGCCGGGGAAAAAGAUCUCUACACCGGGAAACCGCUGAUGGCGAAGCCCUCUUCUCUUUCUCUCGAUGGGAGGUUAGAGAAUAUGAAGAAUUCUCUUGGCCUUUUGUUGCUGCUAGUAGCCAUCAUUCAUAUUGUUCGAGCUCAAGACCAACAAGGAUUCAUCAGUUUGGAUUGCGGGCUACCCGCGAAUGAACAGUCUCCUUAUGAAGAGAGUUUCACUGGACUGCGGUUCUCUUCGGAUGAAAAGUUCAUACGUAGUGGAAAAAACGGUCUAAUCCGAGAAAAUCCUGUGGGAUACGCGAAGCCAUACGAGUCGCUGAGAUAUUUUCCAGAUGGAAUAAGGAACUGCUACAAUCUAAACGUUGAAAAGGGCAGGACACAUUUGAUUGUGGCUAGGUUUGUAUAUGGAAAUUAUGAUGGUUUUGACCUUAAACCAAAGUUUGAUCUGUAUCUUGGACCUAAUUUAUGGGCCACGGUGAAUUUGCAAACACAAGUUAAUGGUACAGCGGAAGAGAUCUUACACAUCCCAACAUCAAACUCGUUGCAGAUUUGUCUUGUUAAGACUGGGGAAACUAUACCGCUAAUAUCGGCUUUGGAAUUACGACCAAUGGCAGAUGAUUCUUAUAUCACUAAGUCUGGUUCCUUGAAUCUUUUCUCUCGAAAAUAUCUUAGCAAGUCAGGAUCUGAUCUACGGUAUAUGAAAGAUGUCUAUGAUCGCACAUGGGUAUCAUAUGGAGCAAAUUUUCGGACGGGGUGGACACAGAUUUACACCGCUCUUGAAGUGAACAAUUCCAACAAUUAUGCUCCACCAAAAGAUGCGCUAAAAAAUGCUGCCAUACCGACUAAUGCCAGUGCGCCAUUGACGAUUGAAUGGCCUCCAGGAAGUCCCAGGUACCAAUAUUACUUGUACGCACACUUUGCUGAGAUCCAAGACUUGCAGGCAAAUGAUACCAGAGAAUUCAACAUCCUAUUGAACGGAGAAGUUUUUUCUGACCCUAUCAUUCCUAAGAAACUUGACAUAACUACUGUCCAAAGUGUGACCCCAAAAACUUGCCAAGAAGGGAAAUGUAGUUUGCAGCUAACAAGAACCAACAGAUCAACUCUUCCACCUCUACUUAACGCUUUGGAAAUCUAUGCAGUCAUCCAAUUUCCACAAUCCGAAACAAAUGAAAUUGACAUGAUUGCUAUAAAAAACAUUGAAGCCGUCUAUGGAUUGAGUAGAAUCAACUGGCAAGGCGAUCCAUGUGUCCCUCAACAUUUUAUCUGGGAUGGUUUAAACUGCAGCAACACGGAUAUCUCCACACCACCAAGAAUCAUUUCUUUAAACUUGUCUUCAAGUGGUUUAACUGGAAACAUAGCAGCUGCCAUUCAAAACCUUACGCAACUAGAAAAACUGGACUUGUCGAAUAAUAGCUUGACUGGAGGAGUGCCGGAGUUUCUAGGCAAAAUGAAAUCGUUGCUUGUCAUAAAUUUAAGUGGGAACAAUCUUAGUGGUUCAAUGCCUCAAGCUCUUCAAAAGAAAGGACUAGAACUAUUUGUUGAAGGAAACCCAAGGCUCUGUCUCUCUGAUUUAUGUAGGAAACCACCUAAGAAAAAAGUUCUUGUGCCAAUUGUUGCAUCAGUUGCUUCUGCAGCCAUUGUCAUUACUUUAUUGAUUCUUUUUCUUGUAGUCAGAAAGAGAAAGUCAACUAUUGUAGAAGGUUUCAUCAGUUUGGAUUGCGGGCUGCCCGCAAAUGAAUUGUCUCCUUAUAAAGAACCAAAUACUGGAUUACAGUACUCUUCCGACGCAACAUUCAUCCAGAGUGGAAAAACUAGUAAAGUCCAGGCAACUAUGGAGGAUACAUUCCUGAAGCCAUACUCAACGCUGAGAUAUUUUCCAGAUGGAAUACGGAACUGCUACAAUCUAAACGUCGAGAAAGGAAGAAAUCAUCUGAUCAGAGCUUGGUUUAUGUAUGGAAAUUAUGAUGGACGUGACAAUAGCCCGAGGUUUGACCUGUAUCUUGGACCUAAUCCAUGGGCCACGAUCGAUUUGCAUAGACGAGAGAAUGGUACACGGGAAGAGAUCUUUCACAUACCAACAUCAAACAAGUUGCAGAUUUGUCUUGUUAAGACUGGGGAAACUAUACCAAUGAUCUCAGCCUUGGAAAUACGGCCCAUGGGAAAUGAUUCUUAUAUCACCCAGUCCGGUUCUCUGAGUCUCUUCUUUCGGGUAUAUCUUACCGAAUCGAAGAAGUACCUAAGGUACCCGACCGAUGUCUAUGAUCGCCAAUGGAUUGCGUUCUUUUGGAGGGAGUGGACCCAGAUAUCAACCACUAGCGAUGUGAAAACUUCCACCAAUUAUGAAGUACCAGAAGCCGCACUUGUAACUGCAGCCAUACCUACUAAUGCUAGUGCGCCAUUGGCGAUUGAGUGGACUUCACCAGAUCCUAAUACCCAAUAUUACUUGUUUAGACACUUUGCUGAGAUCCAAGACUUGGGAACUAAUGAAACCAGGGAAUUCAACAUGUUAUGGAACGGAGAAGUGAUCUCUACACCUAUAAUUCCUGAUAAGUUAAAGAUAACUACUAUCUUAAGUACAUCUCCAAGGACUUGCGAUGCAGGGGACUGUAAUUUUCAGCUGAAAAGAACCAAUAGAUCAACUCUUCCACCUCUACUUAACGCUCUUGAAGUCUUCACAGUUAUCCAGUUUCCGCAGUCUGAAACAAAUGAAACUGACGUGGCUGCUAUAAGAAACAUUGAAGCCACCUAUGGAUUGAGUAGAAUCAACUGGCAAGGUGAUCCAUGCGUCCCUCAACAGUUUAGGUGGGACGCUUUAAACUGCAGCAACACGGAUCCCUCCACACCACCAAGAAUCACUUCUUUAAACUUGUCUUCAAGUGGUUUGACUGGAAACAUAGCAGCUGCCAUUCAAAACCUUACGCAACUAGAAAAACUAAACUUAAGCGGGAACGAUCUUAAUGGUACAAUUCCUCAAUCCCUACAAAGGAAAGGUGGACCCCAGCUAAUCCGUCAUGGAAACCCAAGGCUUUUUCCCUCUGAAUCACCCACAAUAUCAACAGGCAAGAGCUUUCCAGUUGUAAUUGUUGCAUCAGUUGCUUCUGCUGCCUUCCUCAUUGUUGUGCUGGUUCUUGUACUUGUUCUCCGAAAGAAAAAGUCGUCGACUGUUCAAGUUGUUCACCCGCCUCCAAGUAGGCCAACCAUGAAUGUUCCUUAUGCUAACUCACCUGAGCCCUCAAUCGAGAUGAAAAAGAGAAGGUUUACUUAUGCAGAGGUUAUGAAAAUGACGAAUAAUUUCGAAAGAGUUGUAGGGGAAGGAGGAUUUGGCGUUGUCUGUCACGGUACUGUAAAUGGUUCUGAACAGGUAGCUGUUAAACUACUCUCACAAUCAUCAACUCAAGGCUAUAAAGAGUUCAAGGCAGAGUGGGAUGAUUCCCAGAGCAAGAUAGUUUGUGCUACAAGUAACACAAUUGUAAAGAAACCACUCAACGAACUCACUGUGGCUUUGACCUGUCGUGUGCUCUGUUUGUAUUUGUGAGUGCCGGUUAGUAUUUUUUUUGUUAAUGUGGUUUUAAAACCUUCUUAUGUAAAUAGUUACUUUAUCUAUUGAAGUGUGUUCUUGUGGUCUAUAGUUUCUCAAAGGGAAAUAAAAAUGUUGAAAUCCC